UUAUGUUUUGACCGCUGACAGGCGAAGCGUCGAAAAUUGGCAACAUCAUCGUUUUCCAAAUUGGGAGUGUUUUCCAGUCUUCUGACCAUAUUGCAAAAUUUCAGUUAUGAUCGACAAGAAGCAGUACAUUUUGCCCAACAGCCAACCCAUUGGUGAUCUCGAGUGCAAACAAGCGUUCCAGAAUCUUACGCCGGAAGAGAAAUUCUACGCUCACUUCUUCAGUCGUGCCUCGUGGAAUGGGGGUCUGAUCGCUCUGAUUCAGACCAGUCCGGAGGCCCCACUGAUUUUCUCACUGCUGCACAGGAUUUUCCUCGCGGAAUCCGUUGAGAGUCUCAAGGAAGCUGCAUUGAAGACCGGUUCGGUCACUGAGGAGCACUUCACGGCAUUCAUUGUCUAUUGCUGCGGCUUCUUUGGCAAUGGAGGCAACUACAAGAGCAUGGGAGACACCAAAUUCUUGCCCAAUGUCGAUGAGAAGAUCGUGGAGGCAAUCGUUCGGUCUUCCAAGGCGUAUCAGGAGGACGAGAAGACGAUCGAUGGUCUGUGGCAGAAGAGCAAGAAAGGAAUCUUCCUACUCACGGAGCGCACAAAGAACCUUGGCUUCAAGGGUCAGGGAAUCACCACGUACUUCUCGGCCAACUGCACCAAGGAGGAUGCGGAUUUUGUCAACGAGUGGCUGAAGGUGAAGAGAAUCGAGGCCUACAUCUGCAGAACCUUCAAGAUCGUCAAUGAGAGUGGAACUUUGUAUGAUAUAAAGUUGGCCAGCAUCGAGACUGGAGACAAGGAGGGCCUGACUCUUGCCGAGGAGGAGUUCAAAGGAUGCAAAUUUCGAGUGACACGUGGGGAUUACAGGCAGCUGCUGAAGCUAGUGACUGCGAACCUCAAGGAGGCGCAGAAGUACGCUGCGAAUGCCAAUCAGCAGAAGAUGAUCGAGCACUACGUGCGGAGCUUUGAACAGGGCAGUCUUGAGGAUCACAAGGAUGGAUCGAGAUUCUGGAUUCGCGACAAGGGACCAGUGAUCGAGACGUACAUUGGCUUCAUCGAGACAUAUCGCGAUCCCGCUGGCCAGAGGGGAGAAUUCGAGGGAUUUGUGGCGAUGGUGAACAAAGAGAUGUCCGCCAAAUUUGGUGCCUUAGUCUCAAAUGCUGAGAGCUUCCUCAACUACUUGCCUUGGGGUGAACAUUUCGAGAAGGACAACUACCUGAAGCCCGAUUUCACAUCUCUGGACAUUCUCACGUAUGCCGGGAGUGGCGUUCCCGUUGGAAUUAAUAUUCCCAACUACGACGAGAUCCGCCAGAAUGAGGGCUUCAAGAACGUGUCGCUGGGAAAUGUGCUGGCCAACACCAACAAGACCGAUGCGAUUCCCUUUCUCUCCGAGGAGGAUCAGGUCUUGAUGAAGAAGUACAAGUCGGCGGCCUUUGAAGUGCAAGUGGGUUUGCACGAGCUUCUGGGUCAUGGCAGUGGAAAACUCUUCCGCGUGAAUGAGCAGGGCCACCUGAACUUCACCAAGUUGGCCGUGAAGAACCCACUGACGGGGGGCCCCAUUGAGUCUUGGUACAUGCCUGGGGAGACGUACGAUUCCAAGUUCACCACAAUGGGAUCGUCGUAUGAGGAGUGCCGGGCUGAGGCGGUGGGACUCUACUUGAGUCUCAACAAGGAUGUUCUCAGGAUUUUCGGACACGAGGGCGAGGAGGCCGAGGACAUCAUCUACGUGAAUUGGCUGCUGCUGAUCUGGGGCGGAGUUGGACUGGCCAUGGAACUGUAUAAUCCCACCAGUAAGCAGUGGCUGCAGGCGCACUACCAGGCCAGGUUCGUGAUCAUGAAGGUGCUUCUCGAGGCAGGCAAUGGACUGAUCACGGUCGAGGAGACUGAGGCGGGAAAGAACCUCCUUCUGAAGGUGGACAGGACUAAGAUCCCGACUGUCGGAAAGGAGGCCCUUCGCAUCUUCCUGACCAAGUUGCAGGUCUUCAAGUCCACGGGAGACAUAGACAACGCGCGCAAGAUGUACGAUCACUACUCAGAGGUGAGCGAAGGUGGAACCUAUCCCUGGGCCAAGUGGCGCGACAUUGUUCUGCUGCACAAGAAGCCACGCAUGAUCUAUCUGCAGUCCAACACUGUGCUGGCUGAGGAUGGAAGUGUGCAACUGAAGACGUACGAUGCCAGCUUCGAGGGCUACAUUCAGUCCUGGGUGGACAGAUUCAACACCACCGAAAUCGAUGGUAUUCUCGAGGAUCUGGCGGCGGAGAAUAGCCAAUACUUCGCUGAGUUGCUGUAG
Messenger RNA from Phlebotomus argentipes, 2272 nucleotides. It is a transcript of the gene DppIII, whose product is annotated as dipeptidyl peptidase 3. Bases 107 to 2272 code for a protein of 721 amino acids. Lineage: Eukaryota; Metazoa; Arthropoda; Insecta; Diptera; Psychodidae. Gene Ontology annotation, biological process: proteolysis. Gene Ontology annotation, molecular function: metalloexopeptidase activity; dipeptidyl-peptidase activity. The transcript is spliced from 3 exons. The record is from RefSeq and is a predicted model, not a curated record. Gene Ontology annotation, cellular component: cytoplasm.